AUGGCCCGGAACACGUCCCUGCAUUUCAGAGUGGUGGAAGGACGGGGCCUGCCCGCCAAGGAUGUAGACCUGGCCCCGCGGGACAUCUCCGGCACCUCGGACCCCUUUGCGCGAGUGUCCUGUGAUGGCCACGCUUUGGAGACAGCUAUCAUUAAGAAGACUCGCUUCCCGCACUGGGAUGAGGUGCUGGAGUUUGACCUGGAGGAGGGGGUGCCCGGAAAGGAACCCAAGGGGUCCCGUGUGAGCGUGGAGGUGUGGGACUGGGACAUGGUGGGGAAGAACGACUUCCUGGGAUGGGUUGAGUUCUCUCUGGACGCCCUUCAGAGAUCCCCUGCCAAAGGCUGGUUCAGGCUCCUGCCCUUCCCCACUGCUGAGGAGGAUGCUGGAGGAAAGCUGGGGGCUCUGCGGCUGAAAGUCCGACUGGCUGAGGACAGGAUCCUGCCCUCCAUGUACUACCAGCCCCUGAUUGAGCUCCUGGUGGAAUCCAUCCUGUGCCCUGCCGAGGAGGAGGACGUCAGCCCACUGGCCUUGCUGGAGGAGAUCAGCUCAGUGGAGAGCCGGCAGGACGUAGCCACGAAGCUGGUGAAGAUCUUCCUGGGACAGGGCCUGGCGGUGCCCUUCCUGGACUACCUCAACCUGCGGGAGGUGACCAAGACCACUGAUCCGAACACACUCUUCCGCUCCAACUCCCUGGCCUCCAAAUCCAUGGAGCAGUUUAUGAAGGUGGUUGGGAUGCCCUAUCUCCAUGAGGUCCUGAAGCCGAUCAUAAACCGGAUCUUUGAGGAAAAGAAGUACAUCGAGUUGGACCCAUGUAAGAUUGAGCUGAACCGGACCAGGAGGGUUUGUUUCCGCGGGGCGGGCGGUGCUGGGGCUUUGUACCUGCCGGGCGUUCAGAACGUGCUGGCGGACAGUCUGAGCAGACGUUUCCUCGCACACAAGUGGUCGAUUCGCCCGGACAUCAUCCACUCUGUCUUCUGCAGUUGGGGGUUUCCCCAAAUCGACCUGUUUGCCACACAGGUCAACAGGAAGUGCCCAACCUUUUGCUCCUUCAGGAGCAACAGCCCAGGCUUGGUCGCAGAUGCAUUCAUGAUCCCAUGGUCCGAGCAGCUGCUAUAUGCCUUCCCACCAUUUCCGCUGAUCCACAAACUGCUCCUCAAAAUCCGCAGGGACAAGGAGGACAUCAUUUUGGUGGCCCCAGCCUGGCCUCGCCAUUGCUGCCAGGACACCUUCCUGCCAGUCUUUUAUCCAAAGCCACACAACAGCCCUCAAGAACAACAGCUGCACUCGCUGGAUGUUAGGAGGGCGCUCGCUUUCUAUAUUGAGCGCACAAAGCCAUUCCGAAAGACAACUCAGUUGUUCGUUGCUAUAGGGGAGCGGAUGAAGGGAUUGCCAGUCUCUUCCCAGCGGAUCUACCCCUGGAUCACAGCUUGUAUCCGCACCUGUUAUGACUUGGCGAAGGCUCCUCCGCCUGCCAUCACGGCUCAGUCCAUGAGGGCUCAGGCCUCGUCGGCAGCCUUUCUAGCCCAAGAUGUGAAGUACAUUGCCAUCAGUGGGUUCUUAUUCCUCCGCUUCUUCGCUCCUGCCAUCUUGACACCAAAGCUGUUCAACCUCCGCGACCAGCAUGCCGACACCCGGACCAGCCGCACACUUUUGCUACUGGCCAAGGCAGUGCAGAGCAUUGGCAACCUCGGCCUGCAGCUGGGACAUGGCAAGGAGCAGUGGAUGGCUCCGCUGCACCCCUUCAUCCUUCCCAGCAUCACCCGCGUCAAGGAUUUCCUGGACAAGCUCAUCGACGUGGACAGCGAGAGUGCGGGCAAGGCCCAGCCCCGGACGCUCUUCCACCCCUCGGUCACCAUCAAGGAGGGCUACCUGCACAAGCGCAAGGCCGAGGGGCUCCACCUGCUCCCACGCUUCACCUUCAAGAAACGCUACUUCUGGCUGAGCAGUGAGACCCUCUCCUACUCCAAGUCCCCAGAGUGGCAGGUGUGUGUUCGCUCCUCCAUCCCCAUCCAGCGGAUCUGCGCCGUGGAGAGGGUGGACGAAAACGCCUUCCAGCAGCCACACAUGAUGCAGAUCAUAACGCAGGACAACGAAGGGCAGCUGCGCACCAUGUACAUCCAGUGCAAGAAUGUGAACGAGUUGAACCAGUGGCUGUCAGCCAUCCGCAAGGCCAGCAUCUGCAAUGAGCACAUGCUGCCCUCUUGCCACCCGGGUGCCUUCCGGGGCAACCGCUGGACCUGCUGCCUGCAGCCCGACCGCACAGUGCGCGGCUGCAGCCGGACUCACUCUGCCAUGACCCUGGGGGACUGGAGCGACCCCCUCGACCCGGAUGCCGAGACCCAGAUGGUGUACGGGCAGCUCUUGCUGGCGAGAGACAAGCUCAGGGAGAAGUACAUUGAGUGUUCAGAUGCGGGGCUGGCGCCGGAGCAGGAGAGGGGGCCUGGUACUCGUGCCCAGGGAGAGCAAAGCUGUUCCUGCCAGGACCGCCAGAUGGCUGCUGCUGCCCGCCUGCUGAACGUCAUACAAGACCUGGAGCGUGCCCACAGUGCCUUCGAGCGCCGGGAGAAGGAGGAGGCAGACAAUGACUCUCACCACCCCUGA
Terrapene triunguis (Three-toed box turtle) is the source of this 2601-nucleotide messenger RNA. It is a transcript of the gene RASAL1, whose product is annotated as RAS protein activator like 1. The coding region runs from base 1 to 2601 and encodes 866 amino acids. Gene Ontology annotation, biological process: intracellular signal transduction; regulation of GTPase activity. Lineage: Eukaryota; Metazoa; Chordata; Testudines; Emydidae. The record is from RefSeq and is a predicted model, not a curated record. The transcript is spliced from 19 exons.